AACCGGGGAAGCCGGGCGGCGAAGCGGGCAAUUUCAGUGUGAGAAGGAACUGCUAGACCCAGCGGCGCUCUGAGCGCGGCGUGGCGGCUCCGAGGGCGACGCGGCGGCUCCUCCCGCCCGGGGUCAGCGCCCCGGCGCGCGCACGCGCACCCCUGCCUCCCGAGCGCGCCCCGCGCCGCCCGCGCAAUCGGUCGGUCAGUCGUCCGUAGUCCUGCCGCUGCCGCCGCGGGCGCCACCUGAGGGAGCCACCGCCGCUGGACCCAACCGGACCGGCCCGGACCCCGCCGCCCGAAGCCGCCCAGGAGGCUCCAAGUAACUUCGGUUGGCCAGCAUGUUUACACAAACUACUGUUUGAUGUAGCUGCCGUCGUGGUCAGCUGGUAGGACCAGUGUCCCAUGCCCAGAAGCCAGUUCAGAAUGACUGAAGAAGCAUGCCGAACACGGAGUCAGAAAAGAGCACUUGAACGGGACCCGGAGGAGGACGAUGUGGACAGCAAGAAAAUAAAAAUGGAGAGAGGAUUGUUGGCUUCGGAUUUAAACACUGAUGCGGACAUGAGGGUGACACCUGAGCCAGGAGCGGGCCCAGCCCAAGGACUGCUUAGGGGGGCUGAGGUGAUGGCCAUGGGCAGAGGCGAAGGGCAGGCGGGCGAUGGGCCUGUGGACAUGCGCACCACACACAGCGACAUGAAGUCCGAGAGGAGACCCCCCUCACCCGAUGUGAUUGUGCUCUCCGACAGUGAGCAGCCAGCGAGCCCAAGGGUGAACGGCCUGGUGAAGGAGGCCUUGGUGGACACCAGCACUGAGGCCCUCGUGAAAAGCAGUCCUGAGGAACGAGAAAGGAUGAUUAAGCAACUGAAAGAAGAGUUAAGAUUAGAAGAAGCAAAGCUGGUUUUAUUGAAAAAGUUGCGGCAGAGUCAAAUACAGAAGGAAACCACCACACAGAAACCCGCAUGCUCCGCGGGGAGCACUGGGACCACCCCUCCCCCACUUGUGCGGGGCGCCCAGAACAUUCCUUCCGGCAAGCCUUCAGUUCAGACCUCGACAACACGAAUGCCCAGCGGUGUUAUCCCACCACCCCUGGUCCGCGGCGGGCAGCAGGCACCCUCGAAGCUGGGGCCACAAGCGAGCUCACAGGUCGUCAUGCCUCCGCUCGUCAGGGGGGCCCAGCAAAUUCACAACAUCAGGCAACAUUCCAGCACUGGGCCACCGCCGCUUCUCCUGGCCCCGCGGGCAUCCGUGCCCAGCGUGCAAAUCCAGGGACAGAGGAUCAUCCAACAGGGCCUCAUCCGCGUCGCCAACGUCCCCAGCACUGGUCUGCUCGUCAACAUCCCACAGCCCUCCCCAGCGUCAAUGAAAGGGAUGACCACCACCUCUGCUCAGGCCAGCUCCACCCCCACCAGUGUGGCCUCUGUGGUCACCUCUGCUGACUCUCCAGCCAGUCGGCAGGCGGCCGCCAAGCUUGCGCUGCGCAAACAACUGGAGAAGACACUGCUUGAGAUCCCCCCUCCCAAACCCCCUGCCCCGGAGAUGAACUUCCUGCCCAGCGCAGCCAACAAUGAAUUCAUCUACCUGGUUGGCCUGGAGGAGGUGGUACAGAACCUGCUGGAGACACAAGCAGGCAGAAUGUCAGCCGCUGUCGUGCUGUCCCGGGAGCCCUACAUGUGUGCGCAGUGCAAGACUGACUUCACGUGCCGCUGGCGGGAGGAGAAGGGCGGCACCAUCAUGUGUGAGAACUGCAUGGCAUCCAACCAGAAGAAGGCACUCAAGGUGGAGCACACCAGCCGGCUGAAGGCUGCCUUCGUUAAGGCGCUGCAGCAGGAGCAGGAGAUCGAGCAGCGCCUCCUCCAGCAGGGCGCUGCACCCACACAGGCCAAGGCCGAGCCUGCCACCCUGCACCCUGUGCAGAAGCAGGUCAUAAAACCCAGGCGUAAGUUGGCGUUCCGCUCAGGAGAGGCCCGCGACUGGAGUAACGGGGCGGUGCUACAGGCCUCCAGCCAGCUGUCCCGGGGCUCGGCCACAACACCCCGAGGUGUCCUACACACGUUCAGCCAGUCGCCCAAACUGCAGAACUCAGCCUCAGCCACAGCCAUUGUCAGCAGGACCGGCAGACAUUCCGAGAGAGCUGUGGGCAUCGGCAAGGGCAGCACCACCUCCAGCUGGAAGAAGGCACCUCUCAGUACAGGUGGGGCUCUUGCCUUUGUCAGCCCAAGUUUGGCAGUGCACAAGACCUCCUCAGCUGUGGACCGCCAGCGGGAGUACCUCCUGGACAUGAUCCCACCACGUUCCAUCCCCCAGUCGGCCACGUGGAAAUAGUGUGAGCCAGGCCCAGUGGAGAACAGGCUCCCUCCUCCCUCCCACCUGGCCUGCCACCCUCCCUUCGGGAAGACCGGGAAGACCAUGUGCUCCCCAAGCGAGCCAGCGCAUGACUGCCCAUUGCGCUGCAGGAGCCAGAGCCCUGUUCUUGGCUGCAGAGUUUAGUGGCCGCCGAUGGGCCGCUUCACAGGUGGACAAGGAUCAUCCCUGGGGACCUUUCCCGUGGGCUUUCUUCCUUCCUUUGCCUUUAGUUUGCCCAACACCAGCAGAAAAGUGGACCUUGGGGGCCGGCUAUGUCCCAGCCCUCCCCUUGGGCCCCAGCAGGGUGCGUGGACAGCUCCCCCUGGACACUGUGACAUGCUCAGGUGACCUGGCCGGGGCAUCUGAAGGCCAGCAGAGUGUUCUGUCUGCGUCCGCUCCUCCUGAGUCUCUCGAUCUCUGCCUGCCUUCCUUCACGGCAAUCUCUAGGUUGACGGAUUUUCUUUUUUUUUAAUCACCUCACGGUGAUGGAAUUUAAACUGUGCAGACCUGGGGUUCCUGCUGAGCACGGCCCCGCUCCCCGGAGGGUGGGCCGCUGACUGCCCAUCCCCAGCCCCCACAGAAGCCUCUGCUGCUGCUCAUCCCAGAGACCCCCACCUCUCCACACGCAGUGGAAGAACUGCGACAGAUCCAGCCAGAGAGCCCAGAUCAUGGAGUCAGCGGCCCCUCGCUCAGCCUGAGCAGAGAGUCGGAGGGGUGGGCUCUUGUGUUUUUUUGUUGUGGUUUGUUUUAUUAAACUUUUCCUUCUCUUUUCCUACUUUGAUGGACAAUAUCCUAAGCUACCCUGGCCUGUGCUCCCAUCAGGCGAAGUGCCCUUGCCCGACCCCAAACUUGAGGGUUUCCUUCUGGGUCUAGUUGAGAACUUUCCCUUAGAGCAGGGCCGUGCUGCCAGGGUUCACCAUCAGAUUUGUUUUCUUAUACCCUCUUUGGAGUCUGCAGAAAUGUCUUAACAAAGGAUCGAUCGGUCUGCUCUUAGUUGUUUUGUUUUGGUUUCCCCUUAAAAAUCAGGUCCAUGACGACAGGCAGAGGCUGUCGUGUGUGCUGCGCAUGGGGCCGGCUCCGUGCAGCUGUGAGGGUGUUCCGCGUAUGCCCCCGAGUCAGUGGGACAUGCCACCCCCCACUUCAGCCCCUUCCCUGGUUUUCCUAUCCAUGCAAUUAGGGACUUAAUUUAAAACCCUUAUUUCGUAGGGCUACCUUCGAACACACUGCUGCAACAUUCUAAUAAAGACUCAUUUAACCUCA
Messenger RNA from Manis javanica (Malayan pangolin), 3593 nucleotides. RefSeq names its product GATA zinc finger domain containing 2A (gene GATAD2A). The record is from RefSeq and is a predicted model, not a curated record. Gene Ontology annotation, cellular component: NuRD complex. Lineage: Eukaryota; Metazoa; Chordata; Mammalia; Pholidota; Manidae. Gene Ontology annotation, biological process: negative regulation of transcription by RNA polymerase II. Gene Ontology annotation, molecular function: sequence-specific DNA binding.